AUGGUGAAGACACUCCUGAUCUCCUGCCUCCUCUUGGCCCUGCUUCCUCCAGUGGCAUCUCUGAUAUGUGACACUUGUUGGAAUCGAGGAGAUCUUUGCGAAAACCCCACAGAUGCGUUUUGUAACUCGUACAGUAACCAGUCCUGCAUGUCAGCACUUGGAGAAAGCAGUAUAUUUGGUCUGAAGACACCAUUUGUGUUCAAGUCCUGCAUGAAUGCAGACAUUUGCAAUGGAGGCUAUUCCAGUGUCUCCAUAUCAUCAUCUUUGUACGCCCACAGCAACAUCUUAUGCUACGAGUCAGAUUUGUGCGACAGAUUUGAACCUCCCAAAAUGCCUGUGCGUGAGAAGAGGGAGCCCAAUGGACUGAAGUGCCCAAGUUGCAUCUCCCUCUCGUCACUUGAUUGUGUGGCUGAGAAUACCGUCGACUGCAUAAAUGAGGAGGAUCAGUGCUUCUACUCUGCCGCUUACAUCGACUAUGUGGAUGACUGCCAAUCCAGGGAAACCCACCUGAUGGCGGCUAUCCGAGGCUGUGCAACAAGUAAUACGUGUGACUACGUUAAGGGGUUAAGGGAGGCUGAUUUAUAUUACGUAGGAAUUAUGAUCACUGAAGCAGAGUGCACCAAAGCAAUGGACGACAAUGCCAAUGAGCUGUAG
Podarcis muralis (Common wall lizard) is the source of this 654-nucleotide messenger RNA. NCBI's taxonomy places the organism in Eukaryota, Metazoa, Chordata, Lepidosauria, Squamata, Lacertidae. The record is from RefSeq and is a predicted model, not a curated record.